This is a messenger RNA of Rhizophagus irregularis DAOM 181602=DAOM 197198, 3932 nucleotides long. Lineage: Eukaryota; Fungi; Glomeromycota; Glomeromycetes; Glomerales; Glomeraceae. The record is from RefSeq and is a predicted model, not a curated record.
GAAUUCAAAGGAACAUUGUUUAGGCUUCCACUUAGGACUUUAAAAACAGCAAAACAAAGUGAUAUUUCAGAUCAAGUUUUUGAAAUCAAAGAUAUCUUGCAACUAUUUAGUGGUAUUAAAAGUAAUAAAGAGAUGUUAUUUUUAAGGAAUAUAGAAUCGUGCGGCCUGUAUCACAUGAGACAACAAACUAAUCAAUUGAUAUGGGAAGCGCAAAUUGAUAUGUCAAACAAAGAUCGUGGUAUUCGUAAAAGUGUCAUUGAUAUCGCUCAAUUAUAUCAAAUGGAUAUUGAAAUUACAAAUAAUAAACUUAAUAAGAGAGUAUCAGAAAUAUGGCUUUUAUGUACAGGGGGAAUUCAGAGUAAUAUAAAACAAGACUUAAAAGAAUUUUCAGAAAAAAAACGACUUAAGCCAAGAGGAGGGGUUGCAUCCUUGCUUGCUCAAUCUGAUAAAAAAUCAUUUGCUGAAUUAAGGACUGAAUCGUUUCCUAAUCCUCCUGAACUUAAAGGAGAGAUUUACUCAUAUUUGCCUUUAUCAAUAAGUACCAAUCUGGGAGUCCAUUUAAAUGGGAACUUUUCUUUAUCUAGUGCAAGAAGUAAUAUUCUACAGUCUGAAAAUGAUUUCUUACAAGCUGAUUGUGAUGAUGCAAAAUGGAACCGCUAUAUCUUAUAUGAUGUUUUACCCAUUUUACACAAUAAACUACUUGAUGAGAUCGUGAAUCUUGAAGACAUUAGAUACAACAACAAUAGAACUGAUUUUAUUCCACAUACCUUAAAUAAUCUUUGGCCAAUUACAAAAAAUUUAACUAUGGGAUUGUACAAAAGUUACGGAUUAAAUGUUAUUAAAAAGGGUAAUAAUAGAAUUUACUGGACCGAAGCCAACGGUGGUAGAUUUAUAUCAUUAAAAGAAGGCAAAAUUAUUGAAGGAGAAGAAACAAUGAUUGGCGAUAUUUUGGGAGAAUUGGGAGUUUUAAUUUUGAAACUUGACAAGGACAAGCUUGAACAAAUCAAGGAGAUUGCUAAAAGUAAAAGGAGUCUAGGGUUCAAAUAUGAAACAAUCAGUGGAAAAGAAGUUUGCGAUAAAUUGCGAGGAAAAGAUAGUUUUAUAAAUUCAUUUAUACAAAAGAAUAAUGAUAGUUCUGAUAAAAAGAAGGACCCUCACGAAACAAUAUUCUUAUUGCUUCGCUUUAUUCUUAGUAGUAUUGAUGGCUCAUAUAAAAAUCUCGAUAGAUUACCAUUAGUUCCAUUGAGCGAUGAUUCGGUCGGAACGUUUGGCGAAGUCUAUUAUAUAGGGAAACAAAAGCAUAUAAACCUGUUUCCUAAAGUUGGGCCAUCAAAAUUUGUUCGUGUUGAAUUACCGCACGACAUAGAAAAAGUUUUUAAACGGGAUGAUUUUUCUGUAUUAAAUAUUAGACAGUUUGAUUCUGCUGCAACUUUAGAUCUUUUGUCCUUAGAAUUUCCAUACAAAAAUAUUAAGGAAUUGGAUUGGGAUCCUUAUGGCAAAUCUAUACCAAAUGACGAAUGGCUAAAAGAAAUUUGGUCUAAACUUACAUCUAGUAAGACUAUAGAUUUUACAAAACUUUCAAAAUUUCCUCUCUUACCAAUGAUCCAACCUUCCGAGAAGCUCGUUCAACUUGACAUAACAAAUCCGCUUUUAAAUGUUGAACACGGAAGCAAUUUAUAUCCAGUAUUAAAAAAGCUCAAGUUACGGUUCACUAAUAUGAAAUUUCCAGACAACGCUAAUUCAAAUAUCAAACAGUGUGUAUUGCCAUACAAUCCAGUUAAUAUUGUCAAUGCCUUGGAGAGGACUUGCAUUUUAUUGGAUUUGUCUAUGGAACAAUUAUUUAAAACUAGUGAUCUUACAAAUAAGGACUAUGAAAGAUUUAGAACAUAUAUUAAAGAAAAUCAUGAAGCAUUUAAAAGACCGAUUCGAAAUCAAGACUUUAUGAAUGUUCUUCGUUCAUUUCCAAUAUGGCCAGUACAUUCUUGUGAUAAUAAGUUUAUCGAUGCCGGAUCUGGAAUUCUCCUUCCGCACAAUCUUCCAUUUUUUUCCUUUCAGCAAAUUGGUAAUUUUUACAAAUGUGAUGAAUAUGAUUUCCGUACUCUUUUCGGCUUAAGUGUUACUUACAUAGAUGAAGAAAAGUAUAUUAAAGACUAUUUCAUACCUCAACAUAUAAAUACAUUACCAUCCGAAGAUUAUAUUACUUUCUUGCAGAAAAUUUUAUCUUUAGGAAAGAGAGAAAUCGAGCAAUAUUUUGAAUUAUAUCCAUUAAUUCCAAAUAAAUCACUUACAGCUUUGGUAAAGGCUAAUACCUUAUAUGACAAUAAUGUUCCUUUAUUCUGCAGUGUUUUUGAGGACUCCGACAAUUUUUUACCUACAAUAUUUUAUAGUAAUCCAGCUUGUGUGACAGCAUUGAAAAGAAUCGGUCUUAAGUAUCAAGUGAAUUGUAAAACCUUCAUUGAAUGUGCACAAGAGAUUGAGUCACAACUUCAAAAUAACAAAUAUCCAAUGAACAUAAUCAAAUAUCGAGCAAAAUAUGUAAUAGAUUAUUUAUAUGGACAUAUUGAAACUCUAAAUUUCUCAAGUGUUCAAUGGGCAGAAAUUAUGCAAAUAAAGUUCGUCCCAUCAGAAAAAAAUUUUCAAAAUUCAUUAUAUGAAGAUGUGAAAGAAACUUCUGGAUUUGAAAGCUUUGCGGUGCUUUGUUUCCAAAGAUAUAAGGAAGUAUGUUGGACACGAAAGCCUUUAUUUGAUAAAAGUGUUGAACCAAACAGCUCAUUUCUUCUGCGUCGUCCUAAAAUUGGAAAACCAUCUUCGGAAGAUGUUAUUAAUCAUUGGUCUUAUGUUGUUGAUAAAAUUAAAUCAAGAUCUUUAGUUUGGAGAUCUUCAGAGAAUUAUAGUGUUGUUAAGAAAAUAAUCAAAAAAAUUUAUGAAAUAAUGAAUGAAUUUUCCAAAGAAACCCCUGGGUUAAGUAUUGACCCAGAAGAGAAAUUAUUCUUGAAUGGAGAAGAUCCAUUUGAUGAUGAAAAUUGGGUAGCAGGAAGUGAGCUUGUAUUUGGGGUACAAGAGGAUAUUAGAAAGGGAUUAUUACAUAAAGUUAAUGAAUGUUUAAUCCCUUACAAGGAAUUAUUGUUAGUUGCAGGAGCUCUAAAGCUGGAAGAAAUAAUAGAAGAUGAAUUAGAUUUUAACGAAAAACACGAUCAAAAAAGUUUGUUGCUUGAUAGUUUGUUGGAUAGACUUGUAAAAGGCCUUAAUACAAAGCAUCAUGAUGUAAUUUUUAUUGUCGGUGAGAAGGAAUUGAAGUUUGGCGCUAGUCGUUACGUCCUUUCUGCCGCAUCUAAAUAUUUUGAGAAAAUGUUUUGUGGUCACACAGCUGAGUCAAUAGAAAAUCAACAGAUCGAAAUUAGAAUAAACGAUAUUAAUCCGGAUGCUUUUAAAGUAUUCCUUCGAUGGUUGUAUGGACAAUCUUUUGAAACCGCAAAAAAUGCUAUUUUACGCAAACAAACUGAUUUUAACGCAGAACAAGAAGAUUAUGUUUCUUACUAUUUAUCAUUUCUUGUUGAUCUGUUGAAAAUUACAGAUAUGUAUGAAGGUGAACCACUUAAAGAUAUAGUAGAAGUUACGAUUAUAAAGGGUAAAUACAUUAAUGUCAAUAAUGUAUGUGAAAUCCUUGAAUGGGCAAAAGAUUGCAAAGCUUCAAAACUAGCAACUCGCUGUGAAAAGUAUAUAGAAAAAAAUAAACAUAUAAUCGUGGAGAAAAGGUUGGAACUUUGUGAAACUGAAUUGGACGACGAAAGAAGGGAAGAAGAGUCACAAAUGUUAGAGUUAUUAUUAAACAAUUAAUGGUAAUUAACUUUGUGAAAAUUUUAGUUGCAAAUUCUUUUUAAUGUAGUGAAUAUUUGUUUUUUUUUGUUCAUGAGCCACAAUUGUAUAUUCGU